Messenger RNA from Aricia agestis (brown argus), 639 nucleotides. RefSeq lists its product as uncharacterized. The record is from RefSeq and is a predicted model, not a curated record. The transcript has a single exon. Bases 1 to 639 code for a protein of 212 amino acids. NCBI's taxonomy places the organism in Eukaryota, Metazoa, Arthropoda, Insecta, Lepidoptera, Lycaenidae.
AUGAACGAGCAGCAGCAUAACCUGAUGGGCGCCGCACCGCAAGCCUCAACAAGCGGAUUUUCGCCAGCUAUGAAGAAAGAAGAUACAGAAUUGGCAACAAUUUCCAUUGGUAGCAGAAUCCCAGAAUUUUGGAAGGAUAACCCUCGCCUGUGGUUUUAUCAAGUCGAGGCAAUUCUAGCUCCACAAAAGACAUCGGAUGCGAAUAAAUAUUUUAUGUGCGUCGCGAAGCUGAACAGGGACGCCAUUCAGCAAGUUGCAGACAUCUUGGCAAAUCCGCCGCAGCAGAAUAAAUAUGAAGCGCUGAAAAAUCGACUACUGCAAAUUUAUGAAGAAUCGGAGGCGCGGCAAGUAAGAAAAUUAAUUUCCGAAAUCGAGCUUGGUGACCAGAAACCGAGUCAGCUGCUUAGAAGAAUGAAGGAAUUAGCUAGAGGAAAAAUCGAAGACGAGACCCUGAAGAUUUUGUGGCAAGGUCACUUACCUUCUUCGGUCCAAGCGGUCCUAGCAGUGACGUCCACUAGUAAUCUAGAAGAAUUAGCAGGAAUAGCAGAUAAAAUCAUGGACACUCACCAGCCCUGUAAUAUCGGCGAAGUAGCAAGUGGUCCUUCGAGCCGGAGUCUGUACUUUGAACCCUGUUUGUAA